Messenger RNA from Caretta caretta (loggerhead turtle), 5290 nucleotides. RefSeq names its product macrophage mannose receptor 1-like. The record is from RefSeq and is a predicted model, not a curated record. Lineage: Eukaryota; Metazoa; Chordata; Testudines; Cheloniidae.
AUGUUGACUGUAGCAAGAGUUGCAAUCACUCUCUCACUACUCCUGGUUUUGCUCUCUCUUAUCCAUGAAACUAUUCAGCAGCUGGAAAGUGGAAUAUUUUUAAUAUAUAAUGAAGACCACAAACGUUGUGUACAAGCUCACAGUUCUAGCUCAGUCAGAACUGCCAUUUGCAACCAGGACAAUGAGUCACAAAAAUUCAAGUGGGUCUCUGAUCACCAGCUUUUGAGUGUGGCAUUAAAAUUAUGUUUGGGAGUGCCUUCAAAGAAAGACCAGGUUGCAAUCACUCUGAAUCCUUGCAACAAGACAAGUGAACUUCAACAGUGGGGAUGCAGAAAUGAAACCCUGUUUUCACUUGAAGGAGAAGAUUUAUUUUUUCAUUCUGGCAACCGAGAAGAAGAAAAUAUCAUAGUAUCCAAGGGAGCAAGUGUAAAGAGCAAAUGGAAGAUCUAUGGAACCACAGAUGAUUUGUGCUCCUGGGGCUAUGAAGAUAUCUUUACAUUGCUAGGAAAUGCAAAUAGGGCACCCUGCGUAUUCCCUUUCAAGUUUAAUAGCAAAUGGUAUAGUGAGUGUACAGAUGCUGGCAGGACAGAUGGCUGGCUCUGGUGUGGUACAACCACAGACUUUGAUGCUGACCAAUUAUAUGGAUUUUGCCCACUAAAAUUUAUUGGCUGUGACACUGAAAGAUUUUGGACUGCAGAUUCUUUGACAGGUUUCCACUACCAGAUAAACUCCCAAUCAGCUCUAACAUGGCACCAAGCAAGGAAAAGCUGCCAGGAACAGAAUGCAGAAUUAUUAAGCAUCACAGAGAUACAGGAGCAAACAUACCUGAGAGAGAUAACUAAAAAUAUGGAUUCUGCUCUCUGGAUUGGAUUUAACAGUUUGAAUUUCAACUGUGGAUGGCAGUGGAUUGGUAGCAGUCCUCUCAGAUAUUUAAACUGGGCUCCAGGAAGCCCCUUUCCAGCCCCUGGUAAACUCUGUGCCAUGCUGAAUCCCAGAAAAGCUUCUAAAUGGGAAAACCAGGCAUGUAAUCAGAAACGUGGCUAUAUUUGUAAAAGGGGAAACUUCACUUUAGAGUCUCUCAAUAUGCCUUCAGAUCACUUUGGGUCUAUUAAAUGCCCAGAUGGGUGGUUGCCAUACUCAGGUCACUGUUACAUGAUUCACAGAGAGCCCAAAGUAUGGAAAGAAGCUUUGACUUCAUGUAAGACACAAGAUGGAAAUUUGGCGAGUAUGCAUAAUAUUGCAGAGAACAGCUUUAUUAUUUCUCAGCUUGAUUACAAGCCAACAGAAGAGCUGUGGAUUGGACUGAAUGCCCGUAAGAUUCAAAUGUAUUUUGAAUGGAGUGAUGGGACUCCUGUGACAUAUAUUAAAUGGCUAUGUAGUCAACCCGACUAUGCAAACAGACAAGAAGAUUGUGUUGUUAUGAAGGGACAGGAUGGAUAUUGGGCAGCUAACCUUUGUGAAAGGAAACUUGGUUAUAUCUGCAAAAGAACACCUUUACCACAAGCUCCUAGGGAAGUGGAGAUCAUCGAUCCAGGCUGCCAGAGAGGCUGGAAAAGGCAUGGUUUUCACUGCUAUUUGGUUGGACACACAUUUGUAACAUUCUCGGAAGCAAAUAAGACAUGUGAAAGGAGCAAUGGUUACCUAGCUACUGUGGAAGACAGAAAUGAACAAGUCUAUCUGAUUAGUCUGACUGGGCUAAGGCCUGAAAAAUAUUUCUGGAUAGGGCUUUCAGAUGUAGAGGAACAAGGGACUUUCAAGUGGACCGAUGGUGAAGCAGUUCUGUUCACUCAUUGGAAUUCAGCAAUGCCUGGAGGAAAGUCAGGCUGUGUUGCCAUGGAAACUGGAAUUGCAGCUGGAUUAUGGGAUGUUCUUAGUUGUGAGAAGACAGCAACAUUUCUCUGGAAACAGUGGGCUGAGGGUGUGACACGUCCUCCGAUUCUGUGCCCUGAAGGCUGGGAUUCAAGCAAUUAUAUUAGCUCAUGCUUCAAAAUUUUUGUGAGAGAAGGAAACCAAAAGAAAUCAUGGUUUGAAGCAGAAGAUUUUUGUAGAGAAAUAGGAGGACACUUGAUCACUAUCAACAGAAAAGAAGUAAAGCAUGUAAUAUGGCAGAUGGUUCUGGACAAAGGAUUUAUCUUUCAGCAUUUCUGGAUGGGUUUGAUUUACUUGAAUUCUGAUGAAGGAUAUACCUGGAUUGAUGGCUCUCCAGUGAUUUAUGAAAACUGGAAUGAAGAAGAACCCAGUAAUGACAAAGGAAUUGAACAUUGUGGAAUGUUUGAGGGAAGUCCAACAAUGCAGUGGAAUAACUUGUAUUGUGAACGCUUACUUAAUUGGAUUUGUGAAAUAAAAAAAGGCAUACCAUUAAAACCUGAACCAAGUACCAAGUUUGAUUAUAAAGUCACUGAUGAUGGAUGGGUUAUCUAUGAAGACAAGCAAUAUUACUUUAGCACAGAAAAUGUCCAUAUGGCGAAAGCUUGGGAUAUUUGCAAGAAGAAGUUUGCAGAUCUUGCUGUCAUUGACAGUGAAAGUGAAAGGAAAUUUCUGUGGAGAUAUAUUUACACUAAAAACAGAAUGAAUUCAUAUUUCAUUGGCCUAACUGUCAGCUUUGAUCAAAAAUUUAGCUGGAUGGAUGGAACCCCAGUGAACUAUGUAGCCUGGGCCCCAAACGAACCCAAUUUUGCAAAUAAUGAUGAAAACUGCGUGGUCAUGAACAAAGAUUUUGGCUUUUGGAAUGACAUAAACUGUGGUAUUAAAAAUGCCUUUAUCUGUGAAAGGCACAACCGUUCUACUCACUCAGAAUUUGCUCCAACAGCACCUUCUCUGGGAGGAUGUCCUGAAACCUGGCUUUUGUUUAAUAAUAAGUGUUAUAAAAUAUUCGGCUCCAGCGAAGCAGAGAGACUGACUUGGCAUGCUGCACGAAACACUUGCAUAAAGUUAGGAGGAAACCUGGCUUCUUUACAUAACGAACAAGUGCAAGCCUUCCUCACCUUCCAUUUAAAGGAUGUCAUGGCUGAAACCUGGAUUGGACUGAAUGACAUUAACGAGGAGGACUGUUAUCUUUGGACAGAUGGGAGUUUAUUUGACUAUGCAAAGUGGGCCAUGAAUUUCCCAUUUAGAGAUCGUUACAUACGUGUUGACUGGACAUUUAUUACACAGGAGACUGACUGUAUUGCAAUGAUGAAGAGAUCGGUAGGAGAGGAAGGGAACUGGGGAAACAAUGAUUGUCAGCAGAACAAUAGCUAUAUUUGCCAGAUGGACAGCAACACUGAUUUAUUUCAUUCCCCAGCAAUUCCAACCUCAGACAUUAUUCAUUAUGGUAACAGUAGCUAUUCAAUUGUCCGCUCCAAAAUGAAUUGGGAAGAGGCACGAAACAACUGCAAGGAAAAAUCUUUAGAACUUGCCAGCAUUUUGGAUCACUAUAGUGCUUUACUCCUGUGGUUAUAUGUGUUGCAGUUUGGAGAGCCUGCAUGGAUUGGUCUCAACAGCAAUGUGACUGAUGGCUAUUACAAAUGGACCGAUAACAGGAGAAUCAAGUAUUCUAAUUGGGCUAGAAGGGAACCAAACCAGAAAAUAGCCUGUGUCUAUCUAGACCUUGAUGGAACCUGGAAGACAGCAUCUUGUGGUGAAAAUUAUUUCUCUGUCUGUAAACAGUCUGAUGUUAUAGCUCCUACUGAUCCUCCACAACUCCCUGGGAAAUGUCCUAAAUCAACAAACCACAUAUCUUGGAUUCCUUUUUGUGGCCAUUGCUACUUCUUUAAUGCCCAUAGUACCAGCCGGGCUGAAUCCUUUACCGAAUGCAUUCGAUUAGGUGCUACUUUGGUUUCAAUAGAAGAUUUAGCUGAAUCCAAAUUUCUAGCAGACACUAUAGAGCCACAUAAAGGAGGGACAAGUGGGUUUUGGACAGGAAUAUAUAGAAAUGUUGAUGGGUUGUGGUUAUGGCUAGACAAAACUGCGGUAGAUUUUGUCAACUGGAAUAAAGGACAGCCUUCAAGUAAUCAGUUUGAGUACUGUGUGGAAAUGUCUACGUCCUCUGGGUACUGGAAUACCAUUCCCUGCUCUUCCCAAAAGGGGUCCAUUUGUAAGAAACCAAAGAUGAUUGAAGCUCAACCAAGUGAGAAUCUAAUAACUAACAAAGAAGCACCUGCCCACAGCACAAUUUGGAUUCUAAUUAUUCUGGUCCUUAUUCUAGUUGGAGUGGGCCUCACAACCUAUUUCUUAUUCAGGAAAAAAAGACAAAAUAAACUACAAACAGAUGCCGGCUUCAAUAAUGUGCUAAUAGAACACAGAGAUACUGUAACUGAAGUGAGUGACCCAAAGGAUUCUGUGGACAAGAAAGAGCAAAAUGAACACACUGUCAUCUAGUGUGAUAAAAUAACUGAAUCGCAUGUCUGAUUUUGAGGAAAAAAUUAUGUAACUGGAAUGUUUUGAGCUCCACAUAUUUUGUAUACCUACUAGCUGAGGAAAUUAUCCCUUUUGUAAUUUUGAAAAAGUCCUCGAACAAUUUCACAGGAGGAAGACUUUUGAACAUAUACAGUGUGACUAACUAACAAGUAGGGCAAAUAGACAACUGAAGAAAAUUAAAAUGAAACACAUAGCUGUGUGAAUUAACACGCAGGCAUCUUUGGUUUUUAGAGUCUUGCAUCACCAUUACCCAUAAAGAGUGUCAAGACAGCUGAAUAGUGAGAAUUCUCUCAGCAAAGCAGGUAUCCUAUAAAUGUCACUCGAGAGAUCCAGCUGUUUAGACUAUACAUCAGUUCAACCUUUAAAAGACUGUAGUGUUAUUUCAGUCAAGAUAACUUUGAUAUAUAUAAUUUUAUAUUAAUUUAUAUAUAUAAAUUAGAUAUAUAAAAUAGAUCACAAUAAUCUUACUUUCACACAAAUUGUUUUACCCACUUUAUUAGUUCAGUAUUAUAAUCUUAGCUUGUGACUUUGUAAUACGAUUUCUGUAAGCUAAUCAAAUGUUUGUCAUGUGUGGAUUAAAAUAUUUUUCUCACAAUAUAUGAAUAGGUGAAAGUCAAAUGUAAAUGGUUUUCCCUCAUUCAUACGUUCAGUUUCAGUUUUGUAAAAUAAAUAGGGCUGUUUAUUUUGCUACAGGCUUACAUUUUUAUAAGAUUCUAUGACUAUGAAUGUUUUUGUAUCAGCUUCAAAUUAACAACAUUAAAUAUGUAAACAAAAUGAUCUGUUACUUAGAUAAGCAAUGAUGAGCUUAGCAUGCAGAGAUGCUGAUCAAAUGAAGCAUUAACUUGUGAAAUGGAUUGGCUGAAACUGUGGGGGAACAAUAAAGUAUCUACAA